Cuscuta europaea is the source of this 2615-nucleotide messenger RNA. Lineage: Eukaryota; Viridiplantae; Streptophyta; Magnoliopsida; Solanales; Convolvulaceae. The record is from the annotation of a GenBank genome assembly.
CCUAGACAUCUAAGCGGAAUUACAACGGACCAAAAAUAGCGCCAAACCCAUGAGUAAAGCCGUGACAAUGGCCACCUUUUCCCUCGAGAACUCAUCCCGAGCUUUAUGAUUGCUUCUUCUCCAUCUCUUUCUUCCUUGCUUGAGGUCCCCUCCUACUUUUGCGCCGGUUUUAUAGACCAGACUUUAUAUUAUUUCACACUCACCCCUUUACCUAUCAUCCCACUCCACUCCCUCUCAUCUCAAGUAACCUUUUUGUUCUCUAAAUCUUCACAGUUUGCCAUUUCUUGAUUUUUUCUUGUGCCCAAGACAGUAGCAGUGGAUGAUUCAGAGAUUUCUCCCUUGGUUUCUUGAAUUUCAGCUCCCAUGACUUCUUGAUCUGUAAUUUUAUGUGCAUAUCUUUUUUGUCUCUUAAAGGGUCUUCCUUUUUCCUUUCUACAUGGUCUGGAGGUGUUUUCUUUUUCUUCCAAUAGAUGGUAAUCUGAGCAGCUGCCUUGUAAAGAAGUCUCCUGCCAAUUAGUGAGAUGGCGAAGGAGUAUGGUGGAUCCCCAAAGCUUCAACAGCUGGAAACAAGGAGAAAACAGCUGACCUGGAUUUUGGGAGUAAGUGGUCUUUGCAUUAUUUUCUAUAUUCUUGGAGCUUGGCAGAGUACCACCUCAAUCCCUUCUGGUCAAUCUGAAGUUUAUACGCGUGUUGGGUGUGAUAAUGCAUCAUCAUCAUCUGGAAAAGGAAACACCGAAAAUCCAGCAAUGCCACAGCAGACAGCUCCCCUUGAUUUUGAAAGCCAUCACCAGUUAGAGGUGAGCGAUGAUGCCGAGGAGCAUAAAAACAUUCCACCUUGUAAUAUGUCAUACAGUGAGUACACCCCUUGCCAGCAUCCACCCAGAGGUAGGUUGUUUCCUCGUGAAAUGUUGAAGUACAGGGAGAGGCAUUGCCCUACAAAGGAUGAGCUCCUCGGCUGCCUCAUUCCUGCUCCACCAAACUACAAGAAGCCUUUCAAGUGGCCUCAAAGUAGGGACUAUGCCUGGUUUGCUAAUAUCCCCCACAAAGAGCUUAGUGUUGAGAAGGCUGUUCAGAACUGGGUCCAAGUUGAAGGUGACCGCCUCCGGUUUCCAGGUGGUGGCACCAUGUUUCCGCGUGGGGCUGAUGCUUACAUAGAUGAUAUUAGUGAGCUUAUUCCCCUUACAAGUGGAGCAAUUCGAACCGCUGUUGAUACUGGUUGUGGGGUUGCAAGUUGGGGUGCUUAUCUGUUGAAGCGAGACAUAGUGGCGAUGUCAUUUGCUCCAAGAGAUACACAUGAAGCGCAGGUAUGGUUUGCACUGGAGAGAGGAGUUCCAGCUAUGAUUGGCAUCAUGGGUUCUCAAAGACUUCCAUAUCCUGCAAGAGCUUUUGAUAUGGCUCACUGCUCACGCUGCUUGAUACCUUGGGCCGCGAGUGAUGGGCUGUAUUUAACUGAAGUUGACAGAGUGCUUAGGCCCGGAGGGUACUGGAUACUUUCGGGCCCUCCUAUCAAUUGGAAGCAAUACUGGAGAGGAUGGGAGAGGACCAAAGAAGAUUUGAAGCAAGAGCAAGACUCCAUUGAGGAUGUCGCCAGACGACUGUGCUGGAAAAAGGUCAUUGAAAAGGGUGAUCUUUCUGUCUGGCAAAAGCCCAUUAACCACCAUGCCUGUUCCCGGAGAAGAUCCAUGUCCACUACACUGUCCAUUUGCAAGUCAAAUGAUGCUGAUGCAGCUUGGUACAAAGAUAUGGAAUCAUGUAUAACACCACUGCCCGAGGUAAGCAACGUGAAUGAGGUGGCAGGGGGUGCAUUAGAGAACUGGCCAGAGCGUGCAUUUGCUGUCCCACCCAGGAUUAGCAGUGGCUCAUUACAGGGGAUCACAGCUGACACAUUCAAAGAGGAUAAUGAAGUGUGGAAGCAAAGGGUUGCAUAUUAUAAGAAUAUUGCGAGUCCCUUGCACCAAGGGCAGUACCGGAACGUAAUGGACAUGAAUGCUAAUUUGGGUGGGUUUGCAGCUGCAUUGUUGAAGUAUCCGGUGUGGGUAAUGAAUGUGGUCCCAGCUAACAUACAACCAGACACCUUGGGCGUAAUCUAUGAACGAGGCUUCAUUGGAACAUACCAAGAUUGGUGCGAAGCAUUCUCUACCUAUCCACGAACGUAUGAUCUCAUCCACGCAGGCCAAGUCUUCAGCUUAUAUAAAGACAGGUGUGACAUUGUCAAUAUCCUCCUCGAGAUGGACAGGAUCCUAAGGCCAGAAGGUACUGUCAUAUUCAGAGAUGCAGUUGAAGUUUUGGUGAAGAUCAAAGGUGUAACAGAUAGAAUGAGAUGGGAAAGUCGGAUUGUAGAUCAUGAAACCGGACCAUUUAACCCGGAGAAGAUUCUUGUGUCUGUGAAAAGUUACUGGACGGGAAACACUUAAAUAAGAGGGAUAGCCAAGCUGGUCUAUGAUUAUCAUUUCUGUUAAGGCUGUUUUGUCCCCCUUAGCUUAUACAUUUAUAGGACAUAUCUAAUACCUUCAACAUGUUUUUUCAUAAGUAAUAACAAAACACUCUUUUACUUGUAUAGGAAGAAGGUACAUAGAUUGUAGAGUAGUACUGGGACAUGGAAUCAAGACCCCCCC